Molecule: messenger RNA, 2538 nt
Organism: Rhizopus microsporus ATCC 52813
Lineage: Eukaryota; Fungi; Mucoromycota; Mucoromycetes; Mucorales; Rhizopodaceae
Product: RhoGEF-domain-containing protein
Exons: 3
Coding region: 1-2538 (845 amino acids)
Biological process (GO): septin ring organization; intracellular signal transduction; establishment of cell polarity
Cellular component (GO): nucleus; cytoplasm; mating projection tip
Molecular function (GO): guanyl-nucleotide exchange factor activity; protein binding
Source: RefSeq, a predicted model, not a curated record
AUGGCUACCUUGACUCUUAACGGAAGGAUGCCACCUUCUUCGGUAACCACGACAACCGUGCCCACCAUGGAUACACCACCGCUUACACCAAUGCUAAAACCAUUUAUGAUGAGUCCGACAAGUGCUGUGAAUCAUUCUGGAUCUUUAUACCAUAAUUGCCGCUCAGUCCUAGAUAAAUUAUCUUUAAUCGACGGAAUGACAGAAUACCUUGAUAAACAGGCAGAUACAACAGAUCCUCUAUCCAAACUUACUGCUAUUUGUCGUCAAGGCUUUCCACUAUGCAAACUAUACAAUGCUUUGAAUCCUACCGAACCACUUAGCGUAGACACUGAUCCGAAUUUGAAUGCCCGUAAUUCUUGCAAAGCCAAUGUAUAUCACUUCAUUGUCGCUUGUCGUGACAAGCUACUAUUUCCUGAAGAAGACAUGUUUACCAUCUCUGACCUUUAUCAGGAUGAUACCAACGGUUUUGUAAAGGUUGUUCAUACAAUCAAUAAGCUAUUGCAAUUAUUGGAGGAGCGGGGAUUGAUUGUCGUUAGGUCUUCCAAUAGGAACUCAGAUCCAAAUGCUCCUAAAAAUACAAGAGACAAAGUUGUAUUGGAACUACUUGAGACUGAACGCAAGUAUGUUCAAGAUAUGGAGAUACUUCAGAAUUACAUGCGUGAACUACAGAGUCAGAAAGUAAUAUCUCCUGACACAAUACACUACUUAUUUGGCAACUUGAAUGCUUUGGUUGAUUUCCAACGCCGCUUCCUUAUCCAACUGGAAGAAAUCGCUGAAAAGUCUCCUCAGGAGCAAAGGAUUGGCAACCUGUUUCUUCAAAUGGAGAAUUCCUUCUCUGUAUAUGAGCCUUAUUGCGCAAAUUAUUAUUCUGCUCAAGAUUUGGUUGUACAAGAAACUCCUCGUCUAAUGAAAUUAGCUGACAUUCUGGAUCCUACAUAUCAGCUGCCUUCUUUGCUUAUCAAGCCAGUCCAACGAAUCUGCAAGUACCCUCUUCUCCUACAGGAACUAGUCAAGAGUACAAACAAGGAUUUCCCCUAUUAUUAUGAAUCUCUCGAAGCUGUUGAUGCUAUUAAACGUGUAGCCGAAAAAGUAAAUGAAACUCAGCGACAGCACGAGAACGUUCAAGCUGUUCAGGAGCUCAAAAAACGAUUGGACGACUUGAAUAAUUUACCUCUGGAUGGUUUUGGCAAUCUUUUGAUGCAAGACAAGUUGUUUGCUAUGACUGCUGAUAAUCAUGAACGCGAGCUUCAUGCAUUUCUUUUUGAGCGAACAUUACUCCUCUGCAAGGAAUCAAAGGGUAAUAAUAUCCUCCCGACUAAUACCUUGUCCAAGAAGAAACGUCGUGGUAGUCUUGUACCCAAAGUGAUUGCUGAUGCCGGGUGUAUCUCGGAAAUGAAGAGUCAGUGUAACAAAAACGGUGUUUGGUCUAUGUCAAUACGUUUGAAUGAACACGAACUGAAACAGUUAUCGAUCAAGUUCCGUAACGAAGAGCAACUGAAGCUAUGGUCCGCAGCCUUAACCAAGGUGCAAAAGAAGGCGCUUGAGUCUGAAGCUGAAUUACUCUCUAUGCAACUGGCUUCUCGUACUUAUGACGACUAUGAUGAGGAAGAUCUCUAUGGUGAUGAAGAUGAAGAAGAUUAUCACUCUACGAGCACGACUACCACGUCAACAACCGCUAGGUCUCGUUCUGGAUCAUUCAGUAGUCAUCAUCAUGUCAUGAUGCCUCCCUUGAUUCUCAAGGCCUCACAAAGCACAAGUGUAGGACGUCCCCACCAGAAUGUUCCUGGAAUGAACCUGUCACCUUUGCCUCGAUCCAAUUCGAGCUUUUCAACCGUGUCACAGAAUCAUUAUAACUAUUACCCAGCUUCACCCCCUCCUUCUCAUCCUUCGUCACCUAUAUCAAGCACCACUCGAGCAGUCAAUACCAAUGCUUUUUGUUGGCCAGAGGAUAAUAUACCCGAGUUGCCUAGUGAAGCAUUUGUGCAGCAACACUUGCAUCAGCAUACACUUGCUAAAACGGGUCGCUCAAAGUCUCAACCCUCUGGUGAAUCAAAGAAUCAGCAAUCACCCUUGCCUAAUAACCGCCUUCGUUCACAGAGCAGUCCAAACCUGAUGAAGAAUGCAAACACUGUAUCGCAGAUCAUGGAGUCUUUGCCACCCCUUCGUCAGUCUAUUGGUAAGCCGUCGGAACCUGAAAUGAAGCCAUCUACGAGUACCCGUUUGGCUGAUAUCGUCAUGACUCCUUCCAGUACGACCAGUACACCAACUUCAUCCUCUGGAGCUAUGAAGAUUAAGCUCAACUUCAAUAACAACAUUUAUGUCAUUGUGACAAAUCAAAAUAUCACUUUUUAUGAUUUAAUGGAAAAGAUAGAUCGAAAAAUCCGAUUGAUAGCCAAUCUUAAGCCUACAGAUGUGCUACGCUUAAAGUAUCAAGAUGAAGAAAGAGAUUUUAUCACCAUCAAUUCAGACGAUGAUGUUCAGAUGGCCUUUGAGGCUGGUGGAAGCACUAACACUGCCAAUCUCUUUGUUAGUAUCUAA